AUGAACGCUAUUAAAGCGCUUAUUGUACUAACUUUAAACGUUUUUAGAACUUCAGACGUCAUAGAAGAACAGUUAAAAACUGUAGAGAGUGAAUACGAUUUCAUUAUAAUUGGGGGAGGAUCGGCAGGUUGUGUUUUAGCAAAUCGUCUUUCCAAAGAUCCUGGUAAUAAAGUAUUAGUUUUGGAAGCUGGAAGUGACGAAAACGAAUUAACAGACAUCCCUAUAUACGGCACUGCUAUACAAAAAACAUCAGUCGAUUGGGAAUAUGUGACGGAACCACAAGAAAAUGCAUGUUUAGGUUUAAAGGGAAAUCAAUCCAGGUGGCCACGAGGCCUGGCUUUGGGUGGUUCCAGCGUUAUAAAUGGCAUGAUUUAUAUAAGAGGAAAUCUAAAAGAUUAUGACCAAUGGGCUGAAAAUGGUGCAGAAGGAUGGAGUGGGGAAGAUGUUUUUCCUUAUUUCCUUAAAUCUGAAGACAAUACGGAUAUUAACAACGUAGACAGUGGUUAUCAUAGUACUGGUGGCUAUCAAACUGUUUCAUCUGCACCAUAUGUUACUCCGUUAAGAACAGCAUUUUUACAAGCUGGAGAAAUGCUUGGAUAUCCCGUUAGAGAUGUCAAUGGAGCAAAACAAAUAGGUUUUGCCCCUAUACAAUCAUUUGCCAGAAAUGGAAGAAGGUGCAGUACCAAUAAAGCAUUUAUACAACCAAUAGAGAAAAAUCGUUCAAACUUAAGUAUUUUGCUCUUUUCUUUCGUUACCAAGAUCAUAUUCAACGAUUCAAAAAGAGCGGUAGCUGUUAAAUUCGAUCGUUUCAGCAGGACAUACAUCGUAAAAGCAAGAAAAGAAAUCAUUGUUUCAGCGGGAACUAUAAACACACCUCAGCUUUUAAUGCUUUCGGGUAUUGGUCCGAAAGAAGAGUUGGAAAAGUUUGAAAUUCCAGUUAUUUCAAAUCUUCCUGUUGGAUCAAAUCUUCAGGAUCAUAUUUUUUCUCCAGCCGAAUAUUUAAUUGACAAACCGGUGUCAAUUGUGGGAUACAGAGUUGCUAAUCCUUUUGUCGCUGCUGAAUAUUUUGUUGCAGGAAGAGGCCCGUGGACUCUAUACAUGGGAGUGGAAGCAGUUGCUUUCCUAAACACGAAAUACGCGAAUGCUUCCGAAGAUUAUCCUGAUGUACAAAUACACUUUGUUGCCGGCAGCACGAUUUCUGAUGGAGGCAAUUUUUUAAGAGAAGAUAAUGGAUAUACGGAUGAAGUAUGGACAAAAUACUAUGAACCAUUUUUAAAUAGAGACUCGUUUACUAUGUUUCCUGUUUUAAUACAUCCGAAAAGUCGAGGUUAUGUGAAAUUGAGAAAUACUGAUCCUUAUACGUAUCCAAUCAUUCAACCGAAUUAUUUAUCUCAUACUGAUGAUAUAGUAACACUUGUUAAUGCUGUGAAAAUAGUAAAAAAACUGACUGAAUUACAACCGCUGAAAGACUUUGGUGCACGACCAUUUCCAAAUUUGCUACCCGGCUGCGAAAAUUUUGAAAGAGAAAGCGAUGCUUACCUUGAAUGUAUGAUUCGAACUCUUACCAUCACCAUAUAUCAUCCUGUUGGAACAUGCAAGAUGGGUGCAGUUAAUGAUCCAACAGCUGUAGUUGAUCCACAGUUAAGGGUGAAGGGCGUAACUGGUCUGCGGGUUGUGGAUGCUUCUGUUAUGCCAAAUAUCGUCUCUGGUAAUACAAAUGCUCCGACUAUAAUGAUUGCAGAAAAAGCUUCGGAUAUGAUAUUGAAAAGCUAUCAAUUUCAACAGAGAAGUUCAUCUCAUGAUACGCUUCCUUUCGAAAUGACAUACCAUCUGUUGAGUUCGACUCAUCUGAGGAAGUUCGACAAGAAAAUCUGGGAUUCAAUUAUAAUUUCUCUAUCCGAUUUUACCAAAUUUGGGUGUGUCCAGAUACGUGAGAAAGAAGGACCAAAUGAUAGAAGAUCAGGGAGUUUGCCCAAUGCCCAAUUCGCUCUCCAGAAAGUUCUCCCCUCCCAAGAAGUCGCAAAAGAUUCCUCUCCUCUCGAUCAAGAUCUACCGACUUAUUUGUGCGCCCGAAGGAUUAUAUUGCAAGGACUUAGUGAACAUUUUGCGAGGGAAUGCAUCGAUGAAUGUUCUCUCACUAUAAUAUUUGAUAAAUUCAAGAGAGCAAGAGCCGUUACUUUUGAUCGCUUUGGUCAGACAUAUAUCGUAAAUGCAAGGAAAGAGAUAAUAAUAUCAGCAGGUGCGAUAAAUUCGCCUCAAUUACUAAUGUUAUCAGGCAUUGGUCAGCAAAAAGAUUUAGAGAAACUUCAAAUUCCUGUUAUUUCAGAUCUGCCAGUAGGUUUAAAUCUCCAGGAUCAUCCUUUCGUUUUGGGAACAAAUUCUUUAGUUGAUGUACCCGUUACUUCUGUUCUAUUGCGAUUUCUGAAUCCAAAGGACUUUUUUCGUUAUGUUUUUGUUGGAAGUGGACCGGGGAUUUUAUCUUCGGCAAUUGAAGCGGUUGCGUUUAUAAAAACUAAAUAUGCUAAUGCAUCUGACGAUUAUCCCGAUAUUCAAUAUAUUUUCUCAUCGGGAGGAUUGGCUUCCGACGGUGGCAAAGUUUUGAAAGAAAUAUAUGGAAUAAAAACAGAAGUAUAUAAUUCGUAUUUUAGACCAUUCGAUUUCGACGAUACAUUUACGAUAUUCACUGUUUUGUUACGACCAAAAAGUCGUGGAUAUGUAAAAUUGAGAAGCGCCAAUCCUUAUCAGUAUCCAAUAAUCCAACCGAAUUAUUUAUCUCAUCCUGAAGAUAUUUUGAGAUUAGUCAGUGGUAUACAGUCAGCAUUGCGUUUAGCCAAAUCGUUCCCCUUUAAAAAGUUAGGAUCUCGUUUAUUUCCUACUAAUUUGCCGGGUUGUAAAAGGUUUCGCAGAUUUAGCAAAGAACAAUUGGAAUGUUUUGCGCGAACUCUGACACUUACUUUAUAUCAUCCUGCGGGAACAUGCAAGAUGGGAGCAGUAAAUGACCCAACUACUGUUGUGGAUCCUGAAUUAAGGGUGAAAGGUGUUUCGGGUCUACGCGUAGUCGAUGCUUCUAUAAUGCCAAAUAUCGUCUCAGGAAAUCUCAAUGCACCUACCGUUAUGAUCGCUGAAAAGGCUGCAGAUAUGAUACUACAAAAAAGAUUUUGGCAUUAA
Molecule: messenger RNA, 3168 nt
Organism: Centruroides sculpturatus (bark scorpion)
Lineage: Eukaryota; Metazoa; Arthropoda; Arachnida; Scorpiones; Buthidae
Product: glucose dehydrogenase [FAD, quinone]-like
Exons: 18
Coding region: 1-3168 (1055 amino acids)
Molecular function (GO): flavin adenine dinucleotide binding; oxidoreductase activity, acting on CH-OH group of donors
Source: RefSeq, a predicted model, not a curated record